This is a messenger RNA of Contarinia nasturtii (swede midge), 9835 nucleotides long. RefSeq names its product rho GTPase-activating protein 7 (gene cv-c). Bases 2287 to 8178 code for a protein of 1963 amino acids. The transcript has 19 exons. The record is from RefSeq and is a predicted model, not a curated record. Gene Ontology annotation, biological process: signal transduction; actin cytoskeleton organization; regulation of Rho protein signal transduction. Gene Ontology annotation, molecular function: lipid binding; GTPase activator activity. Lineage: Eukaryota; Metazoa; Arthropoda; Insecta; Diptera; Cecidomyiidae.
AUUAUUAUCGUCUAAUUUUCUACUGUACAUUUUUUUUUCAUAUCAAUAUUACUAAUAUUUUUUUUAUUGUUCGCAUAUCGCAUUUCAAUGUGUGUUGUGUCAUUUGAAUGUUUGCAUUCUUCAAAGUGAUUCCAUUUGCGGUAUUAGAAUAAAAGUGAAUUUUCAAGUGAAUGGACUCAGUUGUGUAUUCUAAUAUACGGUGAAACUGAAGUAAAUUUGUCAUUUAUCUACGACAGCGCGUAUGUUUUUUUCUUCUUUUGCUGCCUCAUUUUGUGUCAUAAAAUUGCCGUACAUGGUUUAGGCACAGAGCCGCACAUACAUUUACGAAUUUUUUUUCUUCACUGUUUACGCUAUACGCGCGCGCGAUGGUGUAAAAAAAAUAUAAUUUUUUUUUCUUCUCCUGGAAAAAAAGCACACGUUCCAUCAGCGAAAUAACAACAACAUAAAAAAUCGUUUGGUGACGAACCAGAAUUACGUAUACAAAAGAAGAAGAAAAACACUCAACACUCCAGCAAAAUUUAAAUCGCGGCUUGACAUUUCUCACAAGUGUGAAUACGACAACGACAACAACGAAGACUAUAAAAACGAAUGAAUUAAGCUGAAAAAAAUAUCGAAAGAGAGAGAGAAAAAAACACUUGUUGGGCGAAUCAGGAACACAAGAAAAACACAAACAAAAAUCUGUCUAAAAACUCAAGUUUCACAAGCACAUGGACUGCAUUUUUCGAUCCCAUGACAUCACUCACACAUUGAUUUUCAGCGUUAACACAGUAACAUUUCAAACAGAAAAUAUUAUUGCAUUUUGUAUAUUUUGUGUUGUGAAAAAAAAAACUCGAUGCGGGGAAAAACAGUGAUUUCUAUAUCGCACGAAAUGCCUUUUAGUGAAACGAGCAAUUGAUUUAUCAUCUGACCGAAGAAAAAAAAUCGAGAUUCGACGAUUGAUUUGUGAAUGAAAGCGAGUUCAGUUAGUGUAAAUGUAACGAACGAAAAAAACAUCGUCAAAUACAAUAAUUAAGCGAUAACAAGCAAGUGAAUGAUAAAAAAACAUCGAAUUGACCGUCUCAAAUAACAUAAUAUUCAUAGUUUGUCAACUUUCGGUGUAAACUAUUGAUCGAGCACGAAAAAAAUAAAAGUAAAAACAAUAUCGUGAGUGUAACAUUUAUCGGUUGAGCGAUCCAAUUUGGAUGAAUGAACAUUUAGUUUUUUUUGAUCGUUUUCAAUUUCAAACAAAUGUGUUUUAUUUACCACACAUUCCAAAAAAGCAAAUCGUUUUGUUUUUAGCACAAAUUCCGUCAAAUGUAUGUGCAGUGUGUAUGUAUAAAAUAACAACAACCGAUACCAGUGAUUUGAACAUCGACAACGGCAAUGUAAAUAAAUGCAUGUGGUUUCAUUUGUAACUGUUUGUUGACUCAUCCUCAAUAGACUCUCCACAUCGGCGUUGUUCAUGUUGGUGUUUUUUUUAUUGAAUAAAAGUCGAGUUUCAAUUUAACACUUCGCAUUAAACGAUAUUAUUGGAAUUGGCAAGAAAGAGAGAAUGAAAUAUUUAUCGUAGAAUCAUUUAAACCAUGACUAAGUGGCAUAAAUACAAUAAAUUCACAUUCGACGACAGUUUCAUGACGAAUUCACAUUUGUAUUAAAACAAACGCAACAAGUUUAAGCAUAAGCAUCACAUCGCAUUGUGUUGAGAGAGAAACAAAAAAAGAGUGGCGAGUGUUUAUGUGUUGUUUGCGCGCACAUCGUGUCGAUGCUAAGUGCUGAUCUGAACCGUUCGACACAAACUGACUUUACAGUUAACUCAAAGAAUUUCAUAAACAACAUAGAAUUAUCGCUCUAUUUGUAAGUGAAGAAGAAGAGACGACAAAACCGAUUUCUUAUCUUGACAUUGUCAAUUGAGUUCUAAAUUUUGCAUUUGCAUGCAAACGUGCAGUGAAUGCAAAAAAAGAGAGAAUUGUAUAUUGGUCAUAUAUAUUAAACUGAAGUGUAUUCGUCCGUAUUUUGUGUGUUUAUUUGUGAAAAAAAAGAGUUUCAAACGAAAAACAAAACUUUGAGACAAACGUUAAAAUAGGAAUAAAUUGUGUGUGAAAUUCGAAAUAGAAAUUUAAAGAAAACGAUAAACGAACGAACGAACGUCUAUUGGAUUAAAUCUGUCAACAAAAUCUGGAUAUAAACAAAAAUCUUCAUCAAUCGAUUUUAUCACUGGCUUACUCAUUCGCGUCUCUCACAGUCACACAACGAAACUUGUUCAGUUGGUUCUUGAUGGCAAACCGAUGAAUAAUCAAUGGAGCGGAAAUGUCCCAAAUGCGUGAGAUAACGACGAUAAAUCAGAAUUCAAAUUCUGAUGCGUCUGAAAAGUUGACCAAUGGUCAUUCGGCCGACAAUCAAUCGCCAUCAGCAACAAACCAAUACUCAUUGACAAGUACAAUAAAAAGUGAUGGAAACAAUAAUAAUGUGAUGAAAAAGUCAAUGCCACCGCCGGUACCACCAAAGAAAUACAAUCGAAACAAUGGUGCAACCAAACCAAACACCGAUCCAGCGGAUAAUGAUAACAGCACACAAGCAAACAACAACAGCAGCAGCGGCACAUCACAUAAUGCUGUGAUAAAUCACGUCCACGGGCCAAUUGCCAGAGGAAACGAAUUGCACAAAUUAUCCAAUUCAUCGAACGACGGAGAUGACGAACAAGUUAACGGCAAUGGAAAAGGUCAAUGUGGCGUUUCGAAGCGUUUAGAUAAUGUCGCCGAUUGCAAAAACGAUCGGAAAACAGCUUCUGUUUUAUGUGGCGGCUCAACCAUUUCAAGUGAUAACAACAAAAAAUUGAACGAUGAUAUCGCGGCGUCAACCGCCACUGCAUCGAAAUGCGACCGUAACAGCGGGACAUCAAAUCAUUGUGACAACGCGUUGAAAAGCGAUAAAAAGGACGGUGCAUUGGGAGGUGAUAUGGUUGACAGCGGUGCUGGUUAUUGUGUACAACGACCGGAAGAGGAAACAGUUAUGUUGUUAAAAAAUGACGAGCGACGGCUGCCAAAUUCAAACAAAUGCAACGAUAAACAAACAAACGAUGCCGAUGACGAUGACGACGGUGAUAGAAGCGUUACAUUUGACAAACAUCGAAAUAAUUGUGAUAGUUUACGAGAAAUAAAUGCAACGAACAUUAACGAAAUCGUCGGUGUCAAUAACGGUGGCGACAGCCGUCACACCAACAAAAACCACGGUGAUGACUUAUUCGGUGACGAUCUUGAAGAGGAUCCAUACGCUGAACUACAAUCAUAUUUGGAAAAAGUCAAACGUGAAAUAAACGAAGUUCUUGAGCAGCGGAAAUUAAGCGGAGCAGCUGCAUCGCCGUCAAGUCUUCAUGAUUCGAAUGAUAUCAUUAGAAAUAAAGCAGCGAAUAGCAUUGAUUAUCGUUCUAAUGGCAUUGAUGCUGCCUUAAAACAUGACAGUUUGCGAGAGGCCCAUUGCCGUUUAAAUGCAAAAAUCAUUAGAAAUGUGAACAGUUUGAAUGCGCCGCUCAGUCCGAAUCAUGGGUCAAACAUUCGAAAAACCAACGAAUGGGCCGAUUCAAUACUCAAGGAUUUGGACACAUUGAUAUUGUCGAAUCAACGAUAUACGGCUAGUUUGGGUAAUUCGAUCACAACAUCAAAUCCGACAUCCAAUGUCACCGCUGCCGAACCACCGAAAUCGCCUCACAAACGAAGUACAAUCAUUAAUGUGGUAUUGCGAAAAACAACACCGUCAACAUCGCCAACCUCACCGACCGCACCAACAGCGUUCGCAUCAACGCCAACCAACAAUCUAAACAAGAAUCAAACCGCGAUCAUCAACACGGCUGCAACAACAACGAAAGACAAUAAUAAAAUUCCAAAACCGGAAAAACAUACAUAUAUACCGCUGCAGUCAUUCAAAGUGGAGAGGCCGAAGGAUCUGCCGUUAUCGACCUCUUCAGCGAAAGGAAAUCGUAAAUACGCUGUCGAUAUACUGGAAAAAUAUUCCAAACAACCGCAUUUUGGAUUGACAGCGUCGAAAGAGACUACGAAUUUUCCGGUAUUGAAAAUUGAAGAAGAUUUCGAAGACAUUCCCACAAACGGAACGUGCAAGACAAUAUCCACACAAACCAGCCCCGUAAAUGAAUUGAGCACCGGUGGUCGAACAAAUAAAAAAGGUUCAUCAAAUAGCCUUUGGACAUCGGACGAAUCAAUUUUAAGAAGUGGAGAAACCGGACUGGAUGAAGACACAAAGUCAUCGUCAUCGUCGUCGGCAUGCGAAGAAACUGGCGGAGUUAUUAGCUCCGGAAAAUCAGAUUCAUCUGGAUUAGACAAUGACAAUGCGGAGAGUGGUAUUGGCACGGCAACACCGCCCAAAGAACAGGAGAAUUGGCGUCAAUUGAAAUCGGCCCAGCAACACAACCACCACCACCACCAACAACAUCAUCAUCAGCAACAACGUGCACGAAAAAAUUGGGUGCGACAAGAGAGCGUUAUGACACAAACCAAUUAUGAUGACGUGAUUGUGGCGCUGCCGCUGCCUCCGGUGUCACCGUUACAAAAAAUCCGUGAUUGUGGCGAUGAAAUGGAUAAUUUGGAUAUUUUAAGUUUGUGCGAAGGAACAACCGAUGAGUAUGACAUUACUGAAGACGAUUAUCUCUCUGACGAUCGAAAGCUCGAUAAAAGUAUCGAUACAGCAUCAUCAUGUACAAAAAGUAGCAGCGCCGAACGUGACUAUGAUUCGGAUGUGGCUAUUUUGAGAAAUCACACCAAUCGAACAUCGUCAGCGUGCAGUUUGCCACAGGAAUCGGCGACAACUCGUUUACAUGCCACAUCCUACCCAAUUCAUUAUUCGGAUAAAUCAUUGCAUGCCGUUAAAUCGGAAUGUAGCGGCAGCAGCAGUAGCAGCGCUGGUAGUGCCAAAAUUAGCAAUUCGAGCCGAUCACAACUCCCGCCGCGACGUCCAUUCGUACUUCAUUUGCAUAACGAACCAUUCCAUAAUGUGAUGGAAUUGCCAUCGCCGAGCAGCGCCUCGUUGCACAGCGGUCACGGGCAUCUCACAACGAUGCAAGAGCUCACAACCAAAUCCAAUUCAGCACCAAUUCUACUAAAAAAAGAACGCAAACGCGAUGACUUUGUCGUCGGUCAUCCGAUUAAUCUUCGCUAUUCUCGCUCUCAAAGCGACCGAUAUUUGGCUGAAAUUGAGGCAAUUGAAGCAUGCAAAUGGCUCAGAGCAGCUGGUUUCCCACAAUAUGCGCAAAUGUAUGAAGAUUUACAAUUUCCGAUUGAUCUCAGCAAUGUGGCCAAAGAUCAUCCAUUCCUGGAAAAUGACCCCCUGCAGUCACUCUAUCGACGGUUGGUUGCAUUAAAUCGCUGUGCAACGAUGCGAUUGGACAGCGCGCACAAACAUGGAACAAAUAACAAAGAGGAAUCAGAGGAUGAUGAGUAUGCGUUGAGUGAAAAUUGGACAUUUCAACAGACGAAUCGUCGAUGGUCACGUGUCGGUGAGAUGGACAUGCAAAAACCAAUUGAAAAAUUGAAUAGUACAUUGAAUACAUCACGUGAAUCGAGUCCCGAACAGAAUGACACAAAUGAUGAACAACAAUUGGGCUUUUCGACCCUGCCGAUUGGCGUGUCAUUUUCCCAAUCGCAAGGCGAUGAGCAAGAUCAAAUUCCGGUACGAUUACGUCGAACGGGUAGUGAACGUUUAAAAGAUGGUGCCAAAGCAUUUCUGCGUCGAGUUGAAUCGAUUAAAUCACGACGCCGAAAGCGACAAAAUCGUGAUGGUGUUGUGAUUAGUGGUCCGCAAACAUUGGACUUAUCACAAAUUAGCCCAAAAAUGAAUGAUCUUAAAAUGGUGAAUAUUAUAACAAUGUCAACACCACCGUCACCGGCUCCAGGCAGCCCGUACACAACCAUUUUAACAAAUAAUAAAUUGGCAGCCACACUCAAUAACAAUGAGCUUAGAGUGAUUGCAAAUGAUUAUUCAUCGACGGAAAAACUCAGUCCGAAUCAUUUGAGCCCACGUCAUUAUACGAACCUGGCACCAAACUCCUAUCUGCACACCCAGCACAGCCAAUCGAAUCGAACCAGUCCAUUGCAUUUCUUUGCACACAAUCCCGGAUUGACAAAAGAUUUAAAGGGCUCUGGUGAUGAUUCGUCGUCAUACUGCAGUGAUGCUAGCCAAGAAUCAAGUGGAGGCGGCGGUGGUGGCGUUGGCAGUGGAGUCAGCACAAUACCAAAGAAGAGACCAUCGCGCACAAGACGAUUUUUACAAAAAGGCAGCAAAGUUGAAGAUAUUGGCGCUCUAUCGGAUUCCGAAUGUCAUCAAAUGUUCUCAAGACAGCGAAAUCGUAUUUUCCACGAUGGCAAUCAAUUAACGGUGAAUAAUAACAAUAAUAACAGCGUUGACAACACCAUUGAUCCAAAAUCGUCAAAAUUCUCACGUGGCGGUUCAUUGAAUUUGGGCAAAGAAUCACAGAAAUUCAAAGAAUCGUUUAAAAGCAGAAGUUUUCGUUCACGUAGCUCGGCCAGAGUUAAAGCAGAUGGUGAAUUUGAUAAUAAAUUCAGAACAAGAAGCUCCGUUGUACGAUGGCAUAGCUUUCAAAAUGGUGAACGACCAGAAUGGUGCAAAAUAACGAUUAAAACACCAGAUUUUAAACAAGAUGCCGGAACAUUAUUGGCUUCAAUGUCUUGUGGUCAAUUGCAAGUUGUGAGAAAAUUAGCUCUAGUCACUUUAACCGGAUACAUGGAAAGAUAUUGUCCAACACAUCGCUCUGGAUGGAAUUGGGAGCUACCGAAAUUCAUCAAAAAGAUUAAAACGCCAGACUAUAAAGAUAAAAGAGUAUUUGGUGUUCCAUUAGUGCUAUUUUUGCAACGAACCGGACAAACCAUGCCAACAGCCAUUCAAACAGCUUUUAAAUGGUUGAAAUUGAAUGCAUUGGAUCAAGUUGGUUUGUUCCGAAAAUCUGGCGUCAAAUCACGCAUAGCAAAAUUAAAAGAACUGAUUGAAGACUCACACGGUGAUGUUAUGGAAACGUAUGACUUGCAACAGGCAUACGACGUGGCUGAUAUGUUAAAGCAGUACUUCCGUGAAUUGCCGGACACAUUGCUCACGGCCAAAAUGUCGGACACAUUUAUUGCAAUCUUCCAACACUUACCAGCCGAAGUGCAUUUCGAUGCAGUGCAAUCGGCGAUUUUGUUGUUGCCCGAUGAGCAUCGUGAGGUGUUACAAUAUUUAUUGGAAUUCUUACAUAAUGUCGCCGGUCAUGCGAUGAUCAAUCAAAUGACAAGCAAUAAUUUGGCCGUAUGUUUGGCACCAUCACUGUUCCACGGCGCAUUUUCGGCACCGCCACGAUCAAACUCCGUAUCGCCACGUCGACGCAAACCAACCGGAAUGCCGGACUCAAGAGAAUUGACUGAAACACGUGCCUCGCACGAUUGCCUUACAUACAUGAUUGAAAAUUAUCGCAAAUUGUUCAGCAUCUCAAAUGAAAAAGUGCAGCGAUGUAAUUUCAAUUACAUGGAGGAAUCAAAACCAGUACCAUUGGAAGCAUUGGGAGAAGGUUUACAAGUGCACGAUUGGCGUGGGUAUCUGUAUGAGUGCACGAGUGCAACGAUUAAGGAAGGACGCGAAAAAUCACGUGGUUGGAUUUCAAUGCAAACAUUCGAUCCAUUCAUUGAUGUUGCACACAAAAAAGUUGGCGACGGUCAUCCACUACGACUUUGGCGUUGCACAACCGAAAUUGAAGCGACACCAAUGGAAAUAUUGCACUUUAUUUUCAAAGAACGACGUCAAUGGGAUUCAUAUCUCAUGAAAUGCCGCAUCGUUGAGCAACUCGAUGAUCACAGUGAAAUUUUCCAAUAUGCCACUGGCGGCCAUGUCAUCACUGAUUACUGUGUUCUGAGAUCUUGGCGAGCGGAUUUACCACGCGGUGCCUGUGUAGUUGUUGAAACGUCCGUAGCUCAUUCCGAUGCACAUUUGCUAUUGGGCGGUGUCAGAGGUGUUGUGCUUGCAUCUCGCUACCUCAUCGAACCAAUCGGUAAUGGAAAAUCGAAAAUUAUGCACUUGGCGCGUGUCGACACAAAAGGCCGCAGCCCCGAAUGGUAUAAUAAAUGUUAUGGUCACAUUUGUUCGCAGUAUUUAUCGAAGAUUCGAAGUGCUUUCAAGCAUCACAGCAUCGGUUCGGAUGGAAAAUAAGAAAUUAUUAUAGCCCCAUUCAAAUAGUUAAAUUAAAUUAGAGGAAAAUUUGUUUGAAAUUCCAAUAAUUGUGUAAAUAUUUGUUUAGACAGGUUUUUUUCUGUCGAUUUAAAAAAAAAAAAAGAAAAGAAAUGUUUGAAGGUUUUAGAUGUAAAAAAAAAGUUUAGUUGAUAAAUUUUGUGAAAUAAGAAGCGAAAAUAGGAUUGAAUGCGUUUCUAAAAGAAGGCACUAAGAACGCAUCAUCAGCAAUGCACAUAUAAUAAAAGAAUGCUGAACUUAUUUGUAAAUUGACAUUGACACACUGUCAAUAAUAGCCCGUUCACGGUUUCUCUAAAACAAAAAUUAAAUCACGUUAAUAUUAAGCAUCAAGCACACAAAUCCUAUUUUUGAUAAAUGUUAUUGAAAACCAAUUAUUAUUCCAUUAACCACGGUGUAUGUAUAUUGAAUGAGAAAAGAAGAAAAUUUGAAGAUUUUAUCAGAGAUAAAAGCUCAAUGAUAUGCUAUUGCAACAAUAUUUAGUAUUAUAAAUAUUAAGUGAAUAAAAGAAAAAACAACAACAAAAUAUUAGUAUAAUAUAGCGACGUGAGCGCAUCAUGUGAGGUCCAAUAAUAUAAUAGAAAUUCAAUUGACACACAAAAUUGAAUUGAGUUUAGUGUAAUUUAUCACCUACCUGUUGUUUGUUCGCAUUAAGGAAUUUAUAAAUACUCAAUUUAUAUCACAUAUUCAACCCAUUUCCUAUUGGAAACUGAUUUGAAACAAAACCACAAUACACAUAUAUAAACAAUAUGAGCAAAUAAAUCUAAAUGAAUGUCAACCGUUUCAUUUUUCGUUCGUAUCAAGAAUCAAGUAGAGAAAAGCAUAUUUUUUUGGUCGUACACAAUAAGGCAUAUGUACUAAAUAAAACAAGGUGUAAAUUCAUCCAUGAGACUUAAUCACUAACACAUUAUACAUAGACAAAACAAUGGAAAAUAGUUAAGUAAGCAUUUCAAAGGGGAAACAAUCUCCUUUCACUAGUCAUUCAAUUUAUUGUUUCAUUAGAGUUUUCUUCGCCCGUAAAUUUUCUGCAUUCAAUUUGCUAAAUGACAAAAUCACUUUAUAUCCCUAAAAAAAACCGUCCACACAAUUCAAUUAAUCAGAAUAUACCGCUGUAUGUCCCAUCAUAACUUCGUCGAACUUUUGUAACUGGACACAAAAUUACCAUUGCCGUUGAGAAUUUUUCUGCAUUUCGUAAGCAUUAUUAUAUACACAUAUUUUUUUUCCGGCAAAGUAUUAAAUUUGAACAAAAUUUUACAUUGAAAUGGAAAUAAAGGAGUUAGUUAUAUAUUUCGUCUAUAGAUUGUUGAGAAAAAAUUUAUAAAUGGCCAAUUCAAACACAUUUGAAAUUGAACACUUGAAUUUGUUAAUCAAUAAGAAAUAAGAACAUGUAAAUAAAAGCCAAAAACCAUCAAGUACCUUAAAAUAAUGGAAAAACAAACAUAUUGAAAAUACACACACACACACGUCUCUAUUGAAAACGUACAUAUUUUAGUGAAUUAAGUGACAUUUAUUGAAAAAUUAAAAGAAAAAUAUUCAAACGUCCUGCAAUUUGGGGCAAUUAUUUAAUAUGCAUUGAUUCUGCACCAAAAUGUAUCAAUAUAUAUAAAUGUAUUACAUGCUA